CUCCGACACCACAAACACACCUCCAAUCAGCAGAAGCGAACCGAGAGAAGGAGAAGAGACGCCAUAGACAAAAAAAAAAAAAAAAAUCUCCCCCUCGCGUCUUCUCUUCAUUUUUCGCCAUUGAAAUGGCUCUAAAAGCUUCACCAGUCGCCGGAUUAUUCCCUCCUCUCCGCCCUAUUGCUUCUUCCUCCGCUUCGACUUCUAAUCGCCCUUAUACCCUCAGGGUACUUCCUCUUAGAUCAUCCUUCUUCGGAAACUCAGGUGGAGCUUUGAGAGUGAACGAGCUGAGAUUAGCUUGUGCAAAUAGAUUGAAGUGCCAUGGUCAUGGUGCUACGAUGAAUCUAUUUGAACGAUUUUCUAGGGUGGUCAAGUCAUAUGCAAAUGCACUUAUAAGCUCCUUCGAAGAUCCGGAGAAAAUCCUGGAGCAAACUGUGAUUGAAAUGAAUAGUGAUUUGACAAAGAUGCGGCAAGCCACUGCACAGGUUUUAGCAUCACAAAAGCAGUUGGAGAACAAAUAUAAAGCUUCAAAACAAUCUUCUGAUGACUGGUACAAAAGGGCACAACUUGCUCUUGCAAAAGGAGAUGAGGAUCUUGCACGUGAAGCCCUUAAACGAAGAAAGUCUUUUGCUGACAACGCUACUGCUCUGAAAACUCAACUAGAUCAGCAAAAAGGUGUUGUCGACAAUCUUGUUUCAAAUACAAGGCUCUUGGAGAGUAAGAUACAAGAGGCAAAAGCAAAGAAAGAUACGCUCCUUGCACGUGCUCGCACUGCUAAGACUGCAACCAAAGUGCAAGAGAUGAUAGGGACAGUGAAUACCAGCGGUGCUCUUUCAGCCUUUGAGAAAAUGGAGGAGAAAGUGAUGGCUAUGGAGUCUGAAGCAGAUGCUCUUACUCAGAUUGGAACCGAUGAACUGGAGGGGAAGUUUCAAAUGCUUGAAACUUUAUCUGUUGAUGAUGAUCUUACAAACUUGAAGAAAGAGUUGUCCGGAAGCUCAAAGAAAGGAGAGCUUCCUCCAGGGAGAAGCACCGUCGCAGCAACCACGAGAUACCCUUUCAAGGACUCAGAGAUCGAGAACGAGUUAAACGAACUACGAAGGAAGGCUAAUGAGUUUUAGGCAUCGGAUGUUUCUGAGUUGUUGUUACUGGUUAAGUUCUUUGUGUAAACUAUCUUCUUUCUUGUAGAGAAAAAAAAAAACACAGAAAGCAUGUGUUUGGGUAAUGAGUAUAUAUCCGGCUAUCUAAUCCCCAUUUACAGUUUGGUUAAAUUGCAUUUUCAUCAGAAUC
Molecule: messenger RNA, 1284 nt
Organism: Eutrema salsugineum
Lineage: Eukaryota; Viridiplantae; Streptophyta; Magnoliopsida; Brassicales; Brassicaceae
Product: membrane-associated protein VIPP1, chloroplastic
Exons: 11
Coding region: 126-1115 (329 amino acids)
Biological process (GO): thylakoid membrane organization
Cellular component (GO): chloroplast
Source: RefSeq, a predicted model, not a curated record